AACCGAAAUUCUAUGUUGCCGACUAACGACACCUUGCAAAUAACCGAACUAAUUCUUGUGGCAAAAGCCACCAAAACGGUGCCGUGUACACCUCGCCUUCCUCAUUAGACUUCCAUGAACCCCAGUCCCUUGUAGCUGAUAUUCAGUAGAAAAGAAUCUAGCACAAAAUGGUGCUUAACCCCUAUAAUUUCUUGCCCCAGAGGUUUCUCUUGAAUUCAAUUAAGAAUCGCUCUAUACAGACCCUGAAUUCGUAUAAAAGGUUUAUCACACCUAAGCGCUUCCAUUCAGCCAGCUGCAUGAGAUCUGCUAGAAAGACUAAUGAUCAGCCUUUAUUAACUGGACCAUCCCCAACACCAAAAUCUUGGAACCCUUAUAUAUUACCUGGAGCUCUUUUGGGAGGAUUUGGUGGACUGAUCCUUUUUCUUCAUUAUAAUGAUGAAAGGAGAGCAAUUCCAAAAGGUCAAGGCGAGAAAUUUGAAAGAAGUGCAAUCCAAGGGCCAAUAAUUGGAGGCCCCUUCAGUUUAAUUGACAUAGAAGGUCGUGUGGUAACGGAGCGCAACUUGCAUGGAAACUGGGUUCUUCUCUAUUUUGGUUAUACUUCAUCUCCUGAUGUUGGUCCAGCAGAAGUCCAGAAGAUGGCUAAGGCUAUUGAUAUUCUAGGGUCAAAACAGGAUCUUAAAAUUCUCCCAGUAUUUGUCACAAUUGAUCCUCAACGCGAUACGCCUUCACAACUUCGAGCUUAUCUUAAAGAGUUUGACCCAAGAAUAAUGGGAUUAACUGGACCAGUUACUGCUGUUAGACAGAUGGCACAAGAAUACCGAGUGUACUUUAAGAAGGUUGAUGAAGAAGGAGAUGAUUAUCUGGUGGAAUCUUCUCACAACAUGUAUUUGGUGAAUCCAAAAAUGGAAGUAGUUAGAUGCUUCGGCGUGGAAUACAAUGGGGAGGAACUGGCGAAUGCAAUUGUCAAGGAGCUAAAGAAAGCCGAAACGUAGUGAUACUCCGGGGUGAAUUUGGCAGAUUAAGUCAAUCUUGCUUCGGUGCAUGUCGCUUCUGAGCAGCCAGAAGUUCAAUUUUGGUCCAUCAUCCUGGACUUUUAUCUGAGUUUGCUGAGGUGGGCUAAUUGUCUGUCAACAAUUUAGUAGUUUCGAAAAAGUUUUGAACAGAAAUUUCUCUGAUGCUAAGACGUCAGAUGCUGGAAAAAAACUAGCAAUCCCUUCAGAUAAAGGAAAUUGGUUCUGGUACAUUUUCUCUGAGAGAUUGUUAAUUCUUCUAUUAUCCUUUCCGUCCCCUUUCAAAAUGAAUUGGUAAUACCUGUUCCCACUUCCCACCUCUUUCUGUUCUGGGCCUAAUGAAUUUUGACUUGGUCGAUGGGUAAUGCGAAGUAGGUGGUUGGUUGGUUGCA
This is a messenger RNA of Nicotiana attenuata, 1402 nucleotides long. RefSeq names its product protein SCO1 homolog 2, mitochondrial. The record is from RefSeq and is a predicted model, not a curated record. Gene Ontology annotation, biological process: mitochondrial respiratory chain complex IV assembly. The transcript is spliced from 9 exons. Bases 168 to 992 code for a protein of 274 amino acids. Lineage: Eukaryota; Viridiplantae; Streptophyta; Magnoliopsida; Solanales; Solanaceae.